Naegleria gruberi is the source of this 2568-nucleotide messenger RNA. RefSeq lists its product as uncharacterized. The record is from RefSeq and is a predicted model, not a curated record. The transcript is spliced from 3 exons. The coding region runs from base 1 to 2568 and encodes 855 amino acids. Gene Ontology annotation, biological process: cAMP biosynthetic process; intracellular signal transduction. NCBI's taxonomy places the organism in Eukaryota, Heterolobosea, Eutetramitea, Acrasida, Naegleriidae.
AUGAGUCGAGUCACACCACUAUCACCCUCACAGCAGAGUCAAAUAACGCCCUCAACAACGACAUUAUCCUUUAAAUCUUCGGAUUCUAAGGGUCAACAGAUGAAUAAUUCUGCUAGUACAAUUCAAAUAUUAAAUUCAAGACCAAUAUCAGCAUCAGGUACGCAAAGAAGUAAUUCACUUUUUGAUGAAACUUACAUUACUUCAAACUCUGAAUUUGAAGCGGAGAGAAUUGAUAAACAAAUGCCAGUCAUGAUGAGAUUAGAAUCAGCAGUAUUUGAGCCUAAGAAGAAUACUUAUGAUCCAAAUCAAUUUUCAUCAAGUACUUUAAAUUUAAAUUCUAAAAGUGAAACUAAUCUAUCAACUAUGGCUUUAAAUGAUCCAACUCCAUCUGAAACAGGUAGCAUUUAUUCAUUAGCUUCAAGUCCAAGAACAAUUUCCAUAACCUUUUCUUUAUUAACUUCAGUUGAAGUUGAAAAACAAGUUGUUUUAUUAUCUUUAUAUAGAGCUGAAUUAUAUGUUUCUGAUUUUUUAGAUCUAGGAAGGAAAUUAACAGUUUUACAAAAACAAAUGAUUACUGAUAAUUAUUAUUCCAAGUUUGAAACUGAUGAUUAUUUCAACACUUUUAAUAAUUACAAAUCAAUUUUAAAAUCACUUGCUGCAGUUCACAAACAUAAUAAGGCUUCUUUCUUUUUAUUUGAUUUUACUUCUCGCAAUGCUGAUUACAUUUAUGUAAAUACAAAACAAACCGAAACAAGAAUUUGGAAUUCCAAAUUAUAUGAUAAUCAACAAGAAUAUUAUUACAUGUCAAAUAUUGAAUCUUUACCAUAUUCCAACAUUACUAAAUAUAACUUGACGAAGGAUUUAAAAUUUGAUGUUAUUGGAUAUAUUGAACAAGAAUUUUGGAAUCCGUUCGCAGAAACAUAUUUUAAAUUAUCACAAUCGUAUGAUAAAGCUCUUGUACCAAUGUCAGUACAAACACAAGGUGCUGACAGUGUUGAAGAACGAGUUUACAUUUGUUAUCAGGAGAAUGUCUAUUCUCAAAUUAAUGAAACAAAAUUCCUAGGCGUUACAAGUGCAAAUGUUGUGGUGAGAGAAUUGGCUUCCUUUAUUAAGAAUUAUCAUGUUUCAGCAAGAGGUUUUGCACUUGUUGUAGAAAUGAAUUAUGAUCAAGAAUCAAAUACAUUGAAAAAGAGAAUGGUUGCCUAUAAAGAUUAUAAUCAAUUGGCAAAGAAAGAUCCAGAAAGUACAGGUGGUUAUAAAAUACCAGACGCAGAAGAAAUUGAAGAUUUGUUUUUAAGAUUUGUUAUCACACAGAUUAUACCUAAUAAUGUUCAUGAUGUGAAUAUCAAAUCAGAAGAAUUGUUUAGAUUCAUGUAUGGAGGUGAAUCUUAUUUAAUGGCUUUUAAGAUUGUUUCAUCUUCAAAAGAUUUAAACAUGCAAUGGUUGACUAUUAUUUGUGCUCCUGAAAUUGAUUUUAUUGGUAAUUUACUUUUAUUAACAGGUCUUAAUAUUGGUGUUAGUAUAUUAGCAUUCUGUUUUUCAAUGGUAUUUGUAUUCUAUUUUGCCUCUUCAAUUUCUAAACCAUUAUUAUAUUUCUCAUCUGAGAGUAAAGCCAUUUCAAAUCUUAAAGUACAUCGUGGAGGAAUUAUCAAGACUAGAAUUCGUGAAAUUUUACUUUUAUCUGAAGCUUUUGAAAAGAUGAAGACAACAUUGAGAUCAUUUAUGAGAUUUGUUCCUCGUCAAUUAAUUGUGGAAAUGGUAGAAAAGGGAAUUGAAAUGAAAUUAGGUGGUCAUAUUCAUGAAAAUAUUACAAUUUUAUUUUCAGAUGUUGAAGACUUUACAACAUGGAGUGAAAAAUUAGAACCACAAUUUUUAAUUAGACAUGUUUCUGAAUAUUUCCAUGUCAUGACAGAAGAAAUUGUGAAUGAAGAAGGUACACUUGAUAAAUAUAUAGGUGAUGCAGUAAUGGCAUUCUGGGGAGCUCCUAAUUUUAUGUAUGACACUUCAAUGAGAGCUUGUAGAGCUGCUAUUAAAUGUCAAGAAAGAAUGGACAAGUUGAGAAAAAUAUGGGAGAAACAAAACAAACCUUUAUUUAAAUGUAGAAUUGGAUUACAUACUGGUUCAUGUAUUAUUGGUAAUAUUGGUUCUUUAUGGAGAUUAAAUUAUACUGCUUUGGGUGAUUCUGUUAAUUUAGCAUCAAGAUUGGAAGGUCAAAAUAAGUUUUAUGGAACUGAAAUUUUAAUUAGUCAAGAUACUUAUAAGAAUGUUGCUAGUAGUUUUAAUUGUAGAAGAAUUGAUACAGUUGGUGUAAAGGGUAAAUCGGUUGGUAUUACUAUUUAUGAAUUAAUUUCAAGAAAGGAAGAAACUAUACCAAAUCCUAAAAUUGAAACACGUUUGAAAUUAACUCCAAUUUAUGAAUCUGCACUUGCUGAAUAUCAAUUAGGAAGAUUUACUGAAGCACUUAAAUUGUUAAUGACAAGAUGUCAAGAUAUUGAUUGUAAUGACUUGGCUACUCAAACGUUAAUUGAUAGAUGUAAAGAAUACAUUCAAUAUCCACCAUAUAAUUGA